AUGACGACCGCACUAACCACCCACUCCCAACUCACCAGCCAGGGCCUCCUCCAGUCCACCCCCUCCACCGCCACCCUGCCCUCCCGCACCCCCGCCCAAGCCGCCAUCACAGCCUACGACCCGGCCCUGCACACCCUGCGGUUCGACAUGCUCGCCGUGCUGCACAGCAUCCAGCACCCCACGCCCACCCUCUGCCAGCCCUGCCAACACUGGCUCUACCUCGAAGUGCACAGCGCCUACGUGGUCCUGCUGACCAAGCCCCCACCCCGGGAAGCCCCGGGGUCACGCAUCUCCCGCGCCGCCAUCCACGCCCCCUCGGGCUUGAUGGACUUCACCACCACCUCCCAACCCACCCCGACCCUCGUCAAAGACGCGACCGCCAUCCUGCACUUCCACGACCCCACCGCCCGCGACGCCACCCUCGACCGCCUCUUCGAAGUCCUCUACCGCCCGCACGACGACACCCUCAACCUAAUCCAGACCCAAAUCUGGCACUGCUUCGCCGGGCGGUACACCGUCUACGACGCCGUCGCGGGCCGGUCGUUCACCGAGUUCGCGCGCACGCACAUGCAGCUGCUGACGAACCUGACGGGCGGGCGGGCGCGGGGAUCGGGGCGGGUCCCCGGCUGCCUGACGGGCCCCGGGGAGGGGUGUUUCGGCGGGCCGGUGGAGUGUGAGUACCCGUUCAAGGGCGUCGUCGGGUCGCAGACGGGGAGCGCGCUGGAGGCGGCGGAGCGGCACACGGACGCGGCGGUGUGGGACGUGGUGCAGGCGGAGCUGGGGGAUAAGGACGGGUGGCCGGAGGGGUUGCGGGGCGAGGAGGAUUGGUUGGUGGUGCUGGGGGUGCUGGAGCAGACGGAGCGGUUCCGCGCCGCGAUGCGCGUGCUGGCGAGGACGGGGCCGUACCGCUGCCGGGCGAGGUGGUGUGCGAGGAUGGCGGAGACGUGGAGGACGGGACCGGAGGCGCGGCGCGCGGCGGAGCUGGCGGGGAUGGAGACGGAGGUGGAUGAUCUGGAGGGGACCAAGAAUUUGCUGGAUGGUAUUUCGGGGCAGCUUCUAACGCGGCAGUGGCUCGAACACAAUCAAACGCUUGAGUAUGGCGAUGACAUGGAGACCGACUGACCUUGUGCUGCUCUAGGUGGAGCACUGAGCUGCUCGAAGAACCUGGUCCCAUGGUGUUUCAUAUACCACUUGGUCAAAAUAGGAAAAACACCAAAAGUUAAAGCAAAAACAUACAACACUGGGGAUUCGCUGGUCGUCACCGACCCAACUACUGGUCCAGCGGUCGCUAGUUUAUCUAGGGGAGAGCGGACGGGAUCCCGAGCUUUCUAG
Molecule: messenger RNA, 1332 nt
Organism: Chaetomium fimeti
Lineage: Eukaryota; Fungi; Ascomycota; Sordariomycetes; Sordariales; Chaetomiaceae
Exons: 1
Coding region: 1-1122 (373 amino acids)
Source: RefSeq, a predicted model, not a curated record